AAAGCACUACUAUCGGUGGCCCUCCUGAGUACCCCACAGCCAAUCGAGUUCUUCCAAGCUUCUACGAUACUCAGUUUAUGGUCAACAACCAUUGGGCAGAUUCCCCUGAGUAUGGAUAGCUGGCUCUUGAGCGGGUUUGCGAUUCAACAUUGUAUUGCAUCUGGCCUGUUAGGGCCUACCACGGGUCUCGAUUCGAGUUUGAACAAUCAUGGACUCGAUCGUUUCUGUGUUUGGAACCAUCUGCGUCUCACGCACCUCCACUACUGCGUUGGAACGCGACGAAAAGCCUCCAUCGACAGGGACGAUAUUGAAAGAUGUCGCGUUAUCCUUAGAUUAGACUACGCAACAAACUUCGAGUCACGGAUGGUAACAGAAAUCUUCCUCUACUAGAUUAUGUACGAAAUUGCCCCGCUUCAGUUGAUCUCGCAAAUACCCAAACAGCCGCCAUGCAACAAAUG
Cucurbitaria berberidis CBS 394.84 is the source of this 458-nucleotide messenger RNA. RefSeq lists its product as uncharacterized. NCBI's taxonomy places the organism in Eukaryota, Fungi, Ascomycota, Dothideomycetes, Pleosporales, Cucurbitariaceae. The record is from RefSeq and is a predicted model, not a curated record. The transcript has a single exon. The coding region runs from base 112 to 390 and encodes 92 amino acids.